AUCUAAAAACUAAUGUGAGCUCGGGCAGUAUAUAAACUUGAGUUCCACAGUCCAGAGCAUCAGAAGUGUGCCAUCCAGCAACAUGAAGCUGUUGGUACUGACGGCGAUUGUCGCCGCCGUGGUAGCGAGUCCGCUCAGCGAGACUAAGAGCUGGCCCUGGCAAGUGGGUAAAGAGUACACAUAUGAUGUAGACACCUACACCUGGUCCAGGUUUGAACAAAGUGGCAGCAACGGCAAUGCAUUUGUAUCUCAGUUCAUCGUUCGCGUUUUGGCCCCGGGUCGUCUCGUUGCCAAAUUACAAAACCCACAGUACGCGCAGAUGAAAGAAGGCAAAAUCAGCCUUCAGUCUGCACCUGCUGGCCUGGAAUUCAAAGCGGUUCCCAAUGUAGACCAGCCUUUCGAGAUUCUGGUUGACGGAGGUCGCAUUCUGUCAGUCAGUGUUCCCUCGACUGUGUCUGCUUCUUCCGAGAACGUACUGAAGGGUCUUCUCAGCGGUCUCCAAGUGGACUUAUCUACUUAUGGACACGUCCACAACUUCCCCAACAGUUAUGACAAGGAAUCCUUCCAAGGUCUCUUCAAGAAGAACGAGGCUGACGUCACCGGUGACUGUGAGACUUUAUACUCAGUUUCACCAGUCGCUGCAGAAUGGCGCCGUGUAUUGCCUGACUUUGCUGAAGACCCUAUCGAGAUCACCAAGAGCAGGAACUAUGGCUCAUGCAAAAAGCUUGUCGCUUUUGGUUUAGGAGUCCCAGAAGGCAACGAAGACUUCAUCAAGCACACUUCUGAAUCACGCAUAUUCGCCGGCAAGCAAGGCACAAUCUACAAAUCGGAAACAUUGAGCACCGUCGUAGCUAAACCUUUGGUAUUCGGCAAACAGAACGCUGAAGUAUUCAGUUACGUCGGCCUCUCUCUCGAAUCAGUUAAAGAAAUCCCUAGCGAGGAAUGGAAAAUUUCAGAAGAAGUUCGCAAAAUCGACUCACUGUUGUUUACCGAAAAAGAGGAUUUGGGUAUUGAGUUUAACGCACAAAACGUUGCUAAGGUUCAAGCCCUGCUCCAGGAACUUGCACCAUUAUUGCAGGAGCCCAACAAAUUACCGUCUUCCGAUUUCCUGGCUAAAUUUGAGAGCCUAGUAUAUCUUACAAACUCUCUAAACUCAGAACAGCUUGCUCUUUUGACUAGCAGUUUUGAAGAUGCUAAGUCUUCGGACAAUGCCGCUAAGAAAAACUUGUGGGUACUCUACCGUGACGCAAUCGCUCAAACCGGUACCAUUGCAGCAUUCAAAGAAGUCAAGUCAUGGAUCUUGAACAAGAAAAUUGAAGGAGAAGAAGCCGCUGAAGUAAUCGCCUCAUUAGCUGGCAGUCUACACACCCCAAGCGAGGAGCUGUUUACUGAGUUCUUCCUGCUCUCCACUAACCCCGUAGUUGUGGAACAGAAGUACCUUAAUGUUUCCGCCAUUUUAGCUGCUUCCAAGUUUAUUCGACUGGCCAACGCUGAUUUGUUUGUGGUCGACAAAAUUAUUCCACUCGCAUCUAAAGAUUUAAAGCAGGCCAUCGCCGAUGGUGACUACAGCAAGGCCGACGCUUACAUCAGAGUUCUUGGAAACUUGGCUCACCCUGAAAUCCUGAACGUAUUCGCUCCCUACUUGGACGGUAGUGUUCCAGUUAACACUUACCUUCGCACACAAAUUGUUAUCAGCCUCAAAACCUUGGCGCACGAGAAGAACGACCAAGUACGUGCCGUUCUCUUCAGCAUUUUGAAGAACACAGCUGAAUCUUACGAAGUCAGAGUGGCUGCUGCUCUCAAUAUCUUCCUGUCCUUCCCCACUGCUGACAUGUUCAGAAUAAUGGCUCAUAUGACCAACAAUGACCCGAGCACACAAGUUCGUGCCGUCUUAGUCAGCGGUAUUACUUACACCGCUGGUCUUAAAGACCCGCGCUUCGCUGAAUUGGUUAAGAAUGCUAACUCAGUGAAAUCCUUGGUCGCUAAAGAAAAGUACGGUGCCCGUUACUCUACCGACAGUAUCAUUGACACAUACAGCAGCGAAGAUAACUUGGGCUACUUGAGGGAACUGGCUUACAUUGGAAGUGGAAACAGCGCUUUACCUAAGUACCAAAGAACAGCUCUAAGAUUAAGAGGAAAUGGAUGGACCGAAGAAAACUGGGCCACACUCUCCGUAUCAGAUAUGCAGGACCUUUUCGAGUACAUCAUGGAUGUUGUAGCUGCCUCAGGACCGCAGAAAGUCGCCGCUGACUUGAAAUUCUCCCCUGAGGAAAUAACCAAAGUACUGGACAUCAAAAGGAAAGCCCGUCAACCCCUCCAGGCUUCCCUAUUCAUUGACAACUUGAACCAGCAGCGACUAUUUACUUUCACCGAACGAGAACUAGGAGAAUUCCUCGCCAGUCUCUUGAGAGGCGCCGAAAGUUUAAUUCGUGGCUCUGAAAACAGCUACGUUAAGGUCAUCUUUGACAGACGUGUGUACGUGACAUUCCCAGUUGCCGCUGGUGUGCCCUUCAUCUACUCAUACAGUGAACCGACUGCUUUCAUUAUUCAAAACCAAGCCAGCUUCAAAUUCGGUUUCGGUGGAGGCAGAGUACUGAAAAAUGACUUUAAGUUUACAUAUGCCAGAAACUUGGACGGCAAGGUCGGUUUUGUGGACACUAUUGGUGACGUGUUUGCUUACUCUGGCGUCGUUAACAAGCUUCAAUUCAACGUUCCGCUUAAGGCCAGCUUCAACGCAAAGAAGGAAACAUACCAUCUUAAUUUCGAACUUCCGGAGGAAGAUGUCAAUCUAAUUCACUUGAGCGUGACACCUUACACAGAUUUUAGAUACAAGUCAAACUCGUGGUUGGCUUCAAGUGAAAACCCAUCCACCCAAAUCAUUGAACGGGCUGAGAAGGUAUUUUCAGCUGACGAAAACUUAGGUCAACUGUUUGGCGUUGCACUGCGUCUGCAAGGGUACUCUUACUCAGCUGACUACAAGAACCCUAGCUGGAACCUAUUUGACGGAGAUAUCGUAGCCAACGUACAAGAGUUGUUGUACCAAAAGGACAUUGCCUUAACCGAGUUCAAUCUGAAUUACGUAGCAAAGGAGUCCAAGAACAAGGCAGUUUCAUUCACCGUAUUCUUAGAGUCGUUGUACAACCAGAAAGUAAGUGGAGACCUUGGACCUGCUUCCGUCACCGCUGAUGUUGCAGCCAACAGCGCCGCUCGUCGUGAACAGUUCGCUAAACGCGUUUCCUCCGGUAUCGAAUCCGCUAAUGUGCAGCUGGUUGAUUUCAGCGUUGCUUUUGAUGGACAAGAGAAAGUGGACUUCGUAUUCACCGGUGCCUAUGCUAACAGCUUUGUCGACAACAAGUCUCAAGGCAUCGUGUUCCUCCGUGGUACCGAACAACUCAAUGCUGUGUUCAAAAUGACCAAACCCAAAAUAGUCCCUCUGAACUUUGAGGAAGCUCUCAAGAACCCAAUCAAAUCUACAUACGAAGCUGACAUCAAGUUCGCCAAUGACGAUAACAUCAAAAUCGUCGGCACUGGAGAGCGCAGCGAGGAGUACACUCAGAAACUGAGAAACAGCCCCUUGGCAAAGCAGUGCUUGGAAGAUAGCAGCAAUGGUAACUUAUACCAGAAGGAUUGCUACAACGUGAUCAUCCAGGCGCACGCUCCCGACUUUUUCAAGUCCGUCGUGACUUACAAGAACGUCAGCCCCGCUUUCUUGAACUUGACUUACGAAACCUACAAAACCUUAAAGGAACUGUAUUCUUGGGAAGAGGACGAAGACUUCGUCAACACUAUCCAAGAUGGCACCAUCGAAAUUGAGUCUCAGGCAUUCUACUUCGACAAGUACUUUAACUACAAGUUCACAAGCAAGUACGGAGUCCUCAAACUAGACAACAUCGAAGGCAUGUACUACUACCCCUAUGCUAUGGCGUUCUACGCGCCUAUCUCCAACUGGGAGCGUUCCCGUAACUGGUUCACUGACGAACAAACCCUACCUUUCUGCGCUGUCGACGGCAGCAAAGUUAAGACCUACAGUGGUCGCAGCUACGAGUACAGCCUCACAAGCUCCUGGCAUGUGGUCAUGGUUGACGACAAAGCCGGUCUGACAGUUCUUGCCAGGCGACCCAGCGCUAACCAGGAAGAAGUAUACAUUGCAUACAAAACUAACUUCGGCAAAUACGUAGAACUCGACAUCAAGCCAACGGGUGUUGAGGUCAAGAGCAACGUCGACAAGAAGUCCGAGGGAGUCCUCACCUCAUACUUUGACAGCGACAAAGAAGUACCUAUCUUGGAGUACUACACCCUCGCUGAAGGUGUUCAAAUAUUCAACAUCAACGAAGGAGCUUUCCGCGUCGUGUACGACAAACAGAGGCUCAUCAUCUUCACUGCUGAUCACCGCAGCUCCACCAACGGUCUCUGUGGCCAGAGCACAUCUCAGAUCGGCGACGACUACCUGACUCCCUUCGGUUUGGUCGACCAGCCUGCGUACUACGGCGCUGCUUUCUCUCUGGACGGAGAGUCCAGCGACGCUAAGACCGCGGAGCUGAAGAAGCAAGCCAAGCUGAAGGCAUACCAGUCAGUCACCAAGUACACCAACAUCCUGCGCUCCGACGCCGAGUGGAGCAAGAUCGGAAACGAAUCUGUUAAAGGACUGUAAAAACAUACAAAAACAAUAAUAGAACCCUUAAACUAACUUGAUAAUAAUAUCAAGCAACAAAUAAUAAUAUGUAUCGUGUAAUAAUAUCCAGUAUUCAUUAUUGAUGUAAUUACCAAAUUAAAAAAACUAUAUAAACAUACCAUAUGAUUUAUAAAUAAGA
This is a messenger RNA of Trichoplusia ni (cabbage looper), 4811 nucleotides long. Its product is annotated as vitellogenin-like. The coding region runs from base 83 to 4651 and encodes 1522 amino acids. The record is from RefSeq and is a predicted model, not a curated record. Gene Ontology annotation, molecular function: lipid carrier activity. Gene Ontology annotation, biological process: lipid transport. The transcript is spliced from 7 exons. NCBI's taxonomy places the organism in Eukaryota, Metazoa, Arthropoda, Insecta, Lepidoptera, Noctuidae.